AUGCCAUUGCCACGCUAUUCACCAGGUAAACGCUUUGAGCCUGGUAACGUCUGUCUACAACAUUUCAUCAUGUUCUCAUGUUACGAGGUUGACCAGCCAAAAGACUUAAGAACUACAGUAGAAUCGCUAAUUCUUGGACAGAAGACGAAAAAAACGUGCAUCCGCGUCGAAGAAUUAGCGAUUCUACUCUACUACCUUGUGCUGCUUAUUGCCUCAAUGCAGCUCCUUUCUACGGACAACCAUCUUCUUCUGAAUAUAGGAGCUGGAAGUGAGAACACUUAUCUCUUUGCAGUCGCCACAGUGUUGCGCCACAGAAAUUGA
Necator americanus (New World hookworm) is the source of this 321-nucleotide messenger RNA. RefSeq lists its product as uncharacterized. NCBI's taxonomy places the organism in Eukaryota, Metazoa, Nematoda, Chromadorea, Rhabditida, Ancylostomatidae. The transcript has a single exon. The record is from RefSeq and is a predicted model, not a curated record. The coding region runs from base 1 to 321 and encodes 106 amino acids.